AUGCCCCCGCUGAGACCACACCGUAAAUCUCGGAAUGGGUGUGACCGAUGUCGCGAAAGGCGGGUCAAGUGUGACGAAAAUGGCCCACCUUGCUCGAAUUGCACAAACCGCCAGCUAAACUGCACAUACCUGAAAGUUGAGGCUGCGCGCACCCGUGUCACCAAUGCGCGACCGUCAAAAUAUCAAGCUCCACCUGCCAGCGAGAACUCCGACACACGAUCCACACGAUCGCGGAACGGCGUCGGAUCGCCCGUGUCAGAUCUAUCCACCCCGCAUGAAAUCGACAACUUAGAAUUAAUGCAUAAAUUCUCUACUGACACGUACAAAAGUCUAUGUGUGAGCGAUUCUGAGAAUAUCACUUGGCAAAUCACCAUCCCUCGCUUGGCGCUCAAACAUCACUAUCUGCUGGACGGCAUUAUGGCCUUAGCCUCCAUGCACCUAGCCACAACUGCCGAGCCUGCCGAGGCUCUUAUUUACCAGGACAGAGGCCUCCAAUAUUAUAACCGCAGUCUAAGUCCGUUUCGACACGCGAUUGACAACAUUACACCACAGAACUGCGAUGCCGUUUUCGCGCAUUCUAUUGUGAUGAUCGCGAUAAGCAUCGCGUCGCCCCGACUCACCGCCACAAAGGACGAAAGCUCAAGCAUCACAGAAAACAUAGUCGUUUUGUUCGAGUUGUUACAGGGCGUCAAAAAAAUUCUCCAGGCCUGUAAGCCAUGGGUCAAGCUGGAGUUGUUUACCCAGGGUGAAUUCUGGAAGAAGACUUCUACUGAGCUCAACGCCGAUGAAGAUGCCGCCCUUGCACAUGUCGCUUCAUUGAAUGAUCUUGUUAUGACGGGGGUAUACGCGAAACAGCAUGACAUUUGCAAGGAUGUAUUAGCGCAUCUGCGCCACUGCUACGCGAAAUUUGCUCGUUCGCCGGACCCGGCGCCUGUUAUGGCUUGGCUUGCGGCGGUGGAUAAGGAUUUCGUGGAUAAUGUAAGAUGCCGGCAGCAUUUUUCACUGUUAAUACUUAUGUAUUGGGGUGUACUGCUCGUGAAACUGGACGGGAAACGGUGGUGGGCUCGCAAUGCAGGGAAAGCAUUGGUUUCCGAGCUACUGGAGGCUUUACAGGGAGGUGAUCCUCGGUGGGACAGUGCUCUUUCUUGGGUUCAACGAAAAAUCUCGUUAUGA
This is a messenger RNA of Penicillium pulvis, 1173 nucleotides long. RefSeq names its product Zn(II)2Cys6 transcription factor domain-containing protein. The transcript has a single exon. Bases 1 to 1173 code for a protein of 390 amino acids. Gene Ontology annotation, molecular function: zinc ion binding; DNA-binding transcription activator activity, RNA polymerase II-specific. The record is from RefSeq and is a predicted model, not a curated record. Gene Ontology annotation, biological process: regulation of transcription by RNA polymerase II. NCBI's taxonomy places the organism in Eukaryota, Fungi, Ascomycota, Eurotiomycetes, Eurotiales, Aspergillaceae.